Molecule: messenger RNA, 2435 nt
Organism: Nerophis ophidion (straightnose pipefish)
Lineage: Eukaryota; Metazoa; Chordata; Actinopteri; Syngnathiformes; Syngnathidae
Gene: slc25a10b
Product: solute carrier family 25 member 10b
Exons: 11
Coding region: 410-1270 (286 amino acids)
Biological process (GO): thiosulfate transport; malate transmembrane transport; phosphate ion transmembrane transport
Molecular function (GO): antiporter activity; malate transmembrane transporter activity; oxaloacetate transmembrane transporter activity
Source: RefSeq, a predicted model, not a curated record
CUUGUGUGGGAAAAGUGGAGUGAGAGUUGUGUGUGCGUGUGUGUGUACUGCGGGUUCCGUGUCUUCGUCACGGGGCCGGGGAGGCAGCUCCAGCGUCCACGCCGUCAAUUGGCUGCUCUUCCGCACGACUUCGGUUUGCUUCCGGCGUCGCCACACAACCUGCAGACCGUGCACGCACACGCACGCCUACUCCACGUUAAUAUGCGGCGGGACCGGGGGCGGGGUGCGCGUGCACGAUGCAUCUUCUAGCCAAAGUCCCUCUUAUCGGAAUGUUUGAAGAUUAACGAGGUCGUCGGCGGACGUGCACAUUACAAGUGGGCCUGGCCUGUCUCCGGUGGGCCCGGGUAGAGAACACCGAAUAAAAGCUACACCGCGCAGCUGCACCCGCGAGACGGCAGCGGACGGAGCCAUGCCGGAGAAGCGAAUGUCGCGGUGGUAUUUCGGCGGGCUGGCGUCCUGCGGAGCCGCCUGCUGCACGCAUCCCUUGGAUCUCCUCAAGGUGCACCUACAAACACAGCAGGAGGUGAAGAAGAGGAUGUUUGGCAUGGCUGUUCAUGUGGUGAAGAAUAAUGGCAUCCUUGCGCUUUACAAUGGCCUCUCUGCUUCCCUUUGUAGACAGAUGUCCUACUCUCUGACCAGAUUUGCCAUCUAUGAGACUGUAAGGGACAUGAUGGGCAACACAAGCCAGGGACCCAUGCCCUUCUACCAAAAGGUCCUGCUAGGAGCUUUUGGAGGUUGCACUGGUGGCUUUGUUGGCACGCCAGCAGACAUGGUGAAUGUCAGGAUGCAAAAUGACGUGAAACUCCCGGCAGAGCAAAGGAGAAACUACAAACAUGCCAUCGAUGGGCUCUUUAGGGUCUUCAGAGAAGAGGGUGUGAGGAGGCUGUUCUCAGGGGCCACCAUGGCUUCCAGCAGAGGAGCCCUGGUCACUGUGGGACAGUUGGCGUGUUAUGACCAGGCUAAGCAGCUUGUGCUGGGAGCAGGGAUGCUGGGAGAUAACAUGUUCACACAUUUUCUCUCCAGCUUCAUUGCUGGAGGCUGUGCUACGUUCCUUUGUCAACCACUCGAUGUCCUAAAGACCAGACUCAUGAACUCAAAGGGAGAGUACACUGGGGUACGACAUUGCUUACAAGAAACUGCUAAGUUGGGUCCCCUGGCAUUCUACAAGGGUCUCGUCCCAGCAGGGAUCCGCUUGAUCCCUCACACAGUGCUCACGUUCAUCUUCCUCGAGCAGCUGAAAAUAUACUUUGGAAUCCGCAUCGUUUCCUGAGAACAGAUCAUUCUUCAACGGCUUCGCUCUGAUCAUUUUGCAUGAGGACGAGGGGAAGAAAAGGAAGCCACGUGCAGCCGAUGGCAUCUUGUUCUACCUCUGUCUCAUGGCGUGAGCCUGAAUUUUUAAUUUUUUUUUUGAAACGAUCAAUGCCACAUUUUGCUAGGGAUUAAUACUGGAACAAACACGUUUAGAGUAAUAUAAGUGAAGAGCAUCGGGUUAUUGGAAGGACCUGAUGGGGUAGAUGAACCUGUCCUUAAUCAUUUCAGGUGUGCUGAGUUUUUUUGGUGAUUAUUUCAAGCUUAAUAUGUUUUAUUGGUAAUGCCUGACUUCAUGUUGACUUAAACUAAUUCCGAAAGACUCAUUAAUGAUUUAGAUGUGAAUUUAGGCGAAGAUUGCCAAUAUUAGGCAGACAACGGUGAGGACAGUUACAUGGCAUAUAGACACUGUAGUAAACAGCUGAUAUCACUAAUCUGUUAUGUAAUUGCUUAUGAUUCAUUCCCACCAUUACUGACCAAAUGUGGUGCAAUCCUAUAUUUGACUUGUUUAUUUUUGACCUGGAAACCAAGUCUGUUAGAACCCCUUAGCCCUUUUUCCUCAUGGUGUUUAGUUGUAAUCAUCUGGAGGAGGGGAACAGGUUGUCUCAUCAGCCGUCAUCAUAACAAUACUCGACGCUGUAUUUUAAAUGGCUUUUAACGAGUAUCGCUGAAGAAGCUGUGCUUGUAGUGUUUCUUGCCGAGCUGACUUAUUGACUCAGGAUUCCCCCCAAUGCUUGAAGAUGGCACUUUUGUCACACCUGACUAAAAAUGUGCCAGGCUAAAACAUGUUUUUGGUCAUGAAAUGCAUUUAUGUGCCAUCAAUGAAGAACUGUGAUGAACAUCUGUCCCCCACAGAGCCCUUGUCAUGUUGCCUUACCAUGUGUGUCCCCCAGAGGGCAGCAUAGAAGUGGGAUUGGAUUCAAACGUAUCAAGUUUAAAGCUCCUUUAAUGGGUAUCCGAACAGCCUUGCACCUUCAGCCUAGGAUGGACUUUGAAGAAGAAAAACACCAGCUCGACUGCUGCAUGAUUAUGUGACCUGUGUAUCAGCCUUACUAACCUGCUGCUAUGUGUGAGAUAUUUUACUAAGCAGGAAUUAAUGACUUUUUAAAUUAAAAUACUAAUUGAAA